UUUAACCGGAUGUUACAUAUUCUGUGGCAAUGCCUCGACAGUGACGUCAAUAGGGGGUACCCCUCUAGGCCCGGUAUAUAUAUCACGUGACUUCCUCCUAUCAGUCCUUUUACUUGCGGUGGCAUCCAUUGAGAGCGAGCAUCCAAGCACUAACGAACCAUGGGAAAGGACAAGAUCCACAUCAAUAUUGUGGUCAUUGGCCACGUAGAUUCUGGCAAGUCUACUACCACUGGCCAUCUUAUUUACAAGUGCGGUGGUAUCGAUGAGAGAACUAUCCAGAAGUUCGAGAAGGAGGCUCAGGAAAUGGGCAAAGGUUCCUUCAAAUAUGCCUGGGUGUUGGACAAACUGAAGGCCGAGCGUGAACGUGGUAUCACCAUUGACAUUGCUCUCUGGAAGUUUGAGACCACCAAAUUCUACAUCACCAUCAUUGAUGCCCCUGGUCAUCGUGAUUUCAUCAAGAACAUGAUCACAGGAACAUCUCAGGCUGAUUGUGCUGUUCUGAUCGUUGCCUCUGGUGUUGGUGAGUUUGAAGCUGGUAUCUCCAAGGAGGGUCAAACCCGAGAACAUGCCCUGCUGGCUUACACCCUUGGUGUGAAGCAACUCAUCAUCGGCGUCAACAAGAUGGACAGCACUGUGCCACCAUACUCGGAGGCACGAUAUGACGAAAUCGUGAAGGAAGUGUCUGGCUACAUCAAGAAGAUUGGAUACAACCCCAAGGCUGUUGCAUUUGUGCCAAUCUCUGGCUUCCAUGGUGACAACAUGCUUGAGCUAUCUGAUAAGAUGAAAUGGUUCAAGGGCUGGGCUGUAGAGAGGAAGGAGGGCAAUGGCAAUGGCAAGACCCUGUUUGAAGCUCUUGACAGCAUCCUCCCCCCACAAAGACCCACAGACAAGGCCCUGCGUCUCCCCCUGCAGGAUGUCUACAAGAUUGGCGGUAUUGGAACUGUGCCUGUUGGACGAGUUGAAACUGGUAUCCUUAAGCCCGGUAUGAUCGUCACCUUUGCCCCAUCUGCACUCACAACUGAGGUGAAGUCCGUUGAAAUGCACCACGAGUCCCUCCCCGAGGCUCUGCCUGGCGACAAUGUUGGCUUCAAUGUGAAGAACGUCUCCGUCAAGGAACUUCGUCGUGGCUUUGUCGCUGGUGACAGCAAGAAUGAUGCUCCCAAGGAGUGUGCUAGCUUCUAUGCUCAGGUUAUCAUCUUGAACCACCCCGGCGAGAUCAAGAAUGGUUAUUCCCCAGUUUUGGACUGCCACACAGCCCAUAUUGCUGUGAAAUUCAGCGAGAUCAAAGAAAAGUGUGAUCGUCGUUCUGGCAAGAAGCUGGAGGAAAACCCCAAAAGUGUCAAGUCUGGUGAUGCAGCUAUGAUUGUCUGCCUUCCCAGCAAGCCCAUGUGUGUGGAGGCUUUCUCCUCAUACCCACCACUGGGACGUUUCGCCGUCCGUGACAUGAAGCAGACAGUUGCUGUUGGUGUCAUCAAGGAGGUCACCAAGAAAGAGGUUACAGGAAAGACCACCAAGGCCGCACAGAAGAAGAAAUGAUUAGCUCGGGAUAAAGACCCGUGGCUCGCCAAGGGCAAAGCAAAUUAUAACAUCGGAACCAUCAGUCUGCUUAUUGUAAUCUGUUCAAUGGAAAUGCUCGCUCAGCUUGUUUUAAUUUCUUGGUCUACAUGGUUGCUACAAUCUAAAUUGCACCGAAAAGAAUUUAGAAGGAAAAGAAUCCUUGGACAUUAAGGACUUAAUUUUAUUGCCACACUUCAAACGAAAAAAAAUAAAAAAUGUCAAAGUAA
Haliotis rufescens (red abalone) is the source of this 1784-nucleotide messenger RNA. RefSeq names its product elongation factor 1-alpha. Bases 160 to 1536 code for a protein of 458 amino acids. The record is from RefSeq and is a predicted model, not a curated record. Gene Ontology annotation, biological process: translation; translational elongation. The transcript is spliced from 8 exons. Lineage: Eukaryota; Metazoa; Mollusca; Gastropoda; Lepetellida; Haliotidae. Gene Ontology annotation, molecular function: GTP binding; GTPase activity; translation elongation factor activity.